Molecule: messenger RNA, 545 nt
Organism: Ciona intestinalis (vase tunicate)
Lineage: Eukaryota; Metazoa; Chordata; Ascidiacea; Phlebobranchia; Cionidae
Source: RefSeq, a predicted model, not a curated record
UGGGGUCAUGACGAAACGGAGCAGCAGUCAAACAAGAUCGAAGAAACGAAGACGAAGGAGCGCGGUUGGGAAUGCUGCUCGAGAGAGGGAUCGAAUAAAGACGUUAAGAACAGCUUACAAUGAUCUACAGCGCGCCCUGCCAUACAUCCCACCAGAUACUAAGCUUUCCAAACUAGAGAUCCUUAUGCUUGCUUCUCGUUAUAUUAGACAACUGUCCACCAAACUUUCAGGGGGCGUGGCCCGUUGUAGAAGUGGGCGUGACACAUCUUAUGAAAACUUCGAUAAACUAAUUUGGCAAAAACCGAUCAAUGAAAAACAACGGAAGUCCCAUAAAAGUAUGAAACAACAACGAAAGAAAUGGCCAAUCAAAGCUACAUAACCCCAACCAACACAAUCAACAAAUCCCAUCAUAAUCUAUACACAUCACCAGCCACAUUAAACUCUGUUAUGGUGGAACUUGGGUUCAACCAUCAUGACAAACUCCUCGAGAUUUUAAGAAUUUUCAUAGUUACCUAUACAAUUAAAUUUUGUUCGUUUUUAACAUU